Saccharomyces mikatae IFO 1815 is the source of this 3216-nucleotide messenger RNA. It is a transcript of the gene IFH1, whose product is annotated as Ifh1p. The transcript has a single exon. Gene Ontology annotation, molecular function: transcription coregulator activity. NCBI's taxonomy places the organism in Eukaryota, Fungi, Ascomycota, Saccharomycetes, Saccharomycetales, Saccharomycetaceae. Gene Ontology annotation, biological process: regulation of ribosomal protein gene transcription by RNA polymerase II. The record is from RefSeq and is a predicted model, not a curated record. Bases 1 to 3216 code for a protein of 1071 amino acids.
AUGGUAGGCAAGAAAAGUCCUCGAAAAAGUACGGUGAAUCAUAGCACACAUUCUGGUAAGCUACCAGCAAAUAUUAAAAGACUCAUAAAAAAGGGUGAAGUUUGUUCUACGCCCAAGCAGUCACCUCCCAUGCUAGGGACAACAAGGCCAAGAAGAUUUAGCCUUAUAUACUCUUCAGAAUCAUCUUUGAGUGACGUGUCUGAUUCCGAUAAAAGUAAAAGUGCGAAUUUACAUAGAAAUAAGAAAAAGGCGAAGAAUGUUUCCAAUAAUUCUCAAGGCAAAAAGAGUAAACUUAUACAAAGACAACAAGACUAUGAUGAUGAGGGAACACAGUCUUCAGACUACCGCGCCAUAACGGAUGAAGGAGAGAGCGAAAACGAAGAAGAAGAAAGUGAAGACGACGAAGACGACGACGGGAGUGAUAGUGAUAGUGAGACAAGUUCAGACGAUGAGAAUAUUGACUUUGUUAAAUUGACAGCCCAAAGAAAGAAAAGGGCCAUGAAGGCGUUAUCUGCCAUGAAUACCAAUAGCAAUACUCUCCACUCAUCUCUUGAGAAUAGUAAUAAGAAUGAAGCAAUAACAAUGUCCUAUCGAAAAGAAAAAGAGGAAGAGGAGAAAGAAAAACACCAACAACCAAAGAAAAAAGAAGUAAAAAGUCCAAAUACCACUACUACCCAACAGGCACUGUCGUUUAAAUUCAAAAGAGAAAGUGACGGCAUUAGUUUUGGUAAUGGUAGUGGGGAUUAUAAUGAAGACAUCGGUGAAGAAGUGUUGGACUUGAAAAACAAAGAUAACGAUGAUCAAGAAGAAGGAAAAGUAGGCCCUAAGGCCACGCUAAGUAAUAACGAUGAACUACGGUUUCCCAAUAUUUCAGAGUCAGAUGAAUCGGAGUAUGAUAUUGAUCAAGAUGCAUAUUUUGAUGUAAUUAACAAUGAAAACUCCCAUGGAGAGAUCGGUACAGAUUUAGAAACAGGGGAUGAUGAUCUUCCGAUAUUGGAAGAAGAAGAACAAAAUAUUGUUUCUGAGCUGCAGAAUGACGAUCAACUGUCGUUUGAUGGUAGUAUACAUGAAGAAGGAUCUGACCCGGUAGAUGAUGCUGAGAACAAAUUCUUACAAAAUGAGUACAACCAAGAAAACGGAUAUGAUGAAGAAGAUGAAGAAGACGAAAUAAUGUCUGAUUUUGAUAUGCCAUUUUACGAAGAUCCAAAAUUUGCCAACCUUUAUUAUUAUGGUGAUGGUUCAGAACCAAAGCUAUCCUUGAGUACCUCUUUGCCACUAAUGUUAAAUGACGAAAAACUAUCUAAACUGAAAAGAAAAGAGGCUAAAAAACGCGAGCAAGAAGAAAGGAAACAAAGGCGAAAGCUUCAUAAAAAGUCACAAAAACCCAGUACAAGAACAACUUCCAAUGUAGACAAUGAUGAAUAUAUUUUCAAUGUUUUCUUUCAAUCUGAUGAUGAAAAUAACGACAAUAAGUCCGAGAAAGGCAAGCACAAAUCGGACCAAAGUGGUAUCAGACAUAAAAAUAAAGGCCUGAAUAUAAUAAAGUCAAAUGAUAAUUUGGAACCAUCAAUCCGUAACCUUGGCUUGAACUCCGGGAAAUAUAACUCUUCUGAUGAUGAGUAUGAUAACAUUUUAUUAGAUGUCGCGCACUUGCCUUCUGAUGAUGAGAAUAGUCACUCUGAAACAUCCAAUGAUUCUGACACAGAUGAGGAGUUGAGAGCAUUAGAUUCAGACAGCUUGGAUAUUGGCAUGGAAUUAAAUGAUGAUUACGACGAAGACGACGAUGACGAUUCCAGCGUAACGAAUGUAUUUAUAGACAUCGAUGAUCUAGAUCCAGAUUCAUUUUACUUUCAUUAUGACGACAGUGAUGGGUCUUCUUCUAUCACAAGUUCCAAUUCCGAAAAAGAAAAUCUCGAUGAAUCGAAGGAUUGCAAACAUGAUCUCCUAGAGACUGUCGUGUACGUUGAUGGCGAGUCUACAGAUGAAGAUGACAAUCUACCACCCCCAAGUUCAAGGACGAAAAAUAUCGGCUCAAAAGCAAAGGAAAUCGUAAGUUCAAAUGUUGUUGGGCUACGUCCCCCUAAACUAGGUACCUGGGAGACUGAUAACAAGCCCUUCAGUAUCAUUGAUGGUCUCUCUACCAAAUCACUAUACGCUUUAAUCCAAGAACACCAACAACUUCGCGAACAACAUCAAAGAGCUCAAACCCCUGAUAUAAAAAGGGAGGGAAGCGCCAGUGCCAACAAUGGCACCAUUAAUGGCGAUGAAUUGACACUCAAUGAACUAUUAAACAUGAGCGAAUUAGAGGAUGAUUCGCCAUCCCACACAGAUGAUAUGGAGAAUAAUGGUAGUCACAACAAUACGGUCAAUAACAAAAGUACAAAUGGCCAUGCUGCAGAUUGGUAUGAAGUCCCUAAAGUUCCUUUAUCUGCGUUCAGGAAUAAGGGUAUUAAUGCCUACGAAGAAGAUGAAUAUAUGCUUCCAGCGAACUCUAAUAGAAAAGUCCCCAUUGGAUAUCUUGGUAAUGAAAGAACACGGAAGAAAAUUGAUAAAAUGAAAGAGUUACAACGGAAGAAAACUGAAAAAAAAAGGCAGUUAAAGAAGAAGAAGAAGCUUUUAAAAAUAAGAAAAGAAAGGGAAAAGGCAAGGAAGGAGCAAGAAACCAUGUCUCUGCAGCUGGGAAUCAAUGUUCAUGAUACUCACGAUAACGACAAUAAUAGUCAUAGUGAUAUGUACACCGGUACAGAUUUUACGACCAAUGAAAAUACUCCUAUGGAUGGCCUUCCCUCUCAUACACCCGAUGAUGCGUCAUUAUUAUCUCGUAAUGUUGAUCUUACUGUGGGCAGCAAUACAAGAAAAAAUUCAACAAAGAGUGUGGGCUUGGAUGAAAUACAUGAGAUUUUGGGUAAAGACGAGAAUGACUUGCUACCUGUAGGUAAUAUAAACGAUUAUGAUACGCACGACAGCCAUGCCAUUGGAGAUACUGAUGCUGACAUCCUAGCAUCGUUGACCGCUCCUGUGCAAUUUGAUAAUACGUUAAAUCACGAAAACAGUAAUUCUAUGUGGAGAAGAAGACAAAGUAUGGUCGAAGCAGCGGCGGAAAAUCUUCGUUUUACUAAAAAUGGUUUAUUUAGUGAGAGCGCUUUAGCAGAUAUCGAGGGGAUUAUGGGUAAUGAUGCCAACCAUUCAUUCGAGUUCAAUGAUGUUUUACAAUGA